Molecule: messenger RNA, 1429 nt
Organism: Melitaea cinxia (Glanville fritillary)
Lineage: Eukaryota; Metazoa; Arthropoda; Insecta; Lepidoptera; Nymphalidae
Product: aprataxin and PNK-like factor
Exons: 7
Coding region: 100-1395 (431 amino acids)
Biological process (GO): double-strand break repair
Cellular component (GO): nucleus; site of double-strand break
Molecular function (GO): protein binding; DNA-(apurinic or apyrimidinic site) endonuclease activity; 3'-5' exonuclease activity
Source: RefSeq, a predicted model, not a curated record
UGUGAUGUGUUUGUCAAAUUUGAAUGUAUCGUUUUGCGUUGUUUCUUGUUAAUUGUAAAAAAAAAUACUUUUAUAAUAAACAUUUAAUUUAAAUGUAAAAUGACUAUAAAAUUAAUUAGAACCGAUGCAAUAGAUUGUGCUAAAAUUCAACUAAACCGCGGUGAACAUAUUAUUGGACGAGGAAAACUUUUAGAUUGCAAUGAUAAACGCAUAUCUCGUGAGCAUGGAGAAUUAGUAGUUAAUGAUGACUCGAUAACAGUUAAAGCGUUGCAUCAAAAUCCUUGUUUUUACACAAAAAAAGGUACAAACGAGACCGAGAUCUUGAAACAAGGAAAUUCUAUAACAUUAAAGAGUGGAGACAGAUUUGGCCUUUUGCCGGAAACAUAUUGGUAUGAAGUAGUUCAUUGUUUAGAGUUAGUUGAAUCUGAGGACUCGGAAACUCAAAAAUGUACAGAGGAAUAUCCACUUGAAGAAGCUAAGGAUCAAAAUGUAACUAAUGACGAUAAAACAAGUAAUGGUGAUGAUUCUAGAGUUGUCGAUUUUAAUUAUGACGAGACUCUAAAUAAAGAUGAUGGACCAGAGUCACCUUCUAUUAUUAAUAAUCAAUAUGAUGAAACAGACAGACAACAACAAAAUGAGCCACUAACAGAGGAUGUAUCAAAUGAGCCAGCCUCAUCAAAUGUAGUGAAUGAGCCAGCCUCAUCAAGUGUAGUUAAUGAGCCAGCAUCAUCAAAUGUAGUUAAUGAGCCAGACUCAACAAAUGUGACAGAAAAUGAGCCAAAAUGUAAAUAUACUAACGAAUCAAGCACAAGUCCAUCAGUUAAACGAUCUCAUAGUCCAGAUGUCGGUAAUGAUGACAUUAGUGAUGUUAAGAAAAUUAAAACAGAGGAUGUGAAAGUGAAAGUUGAUCCAGAUGCUGCAAAACCAGGACCGAGUGAUCAGGCAGCAAGUGCAAAUGUGAAUAAUGCCUUACCUUCAAACAACAAGCCUAAUAGACCUAGGGAAAGGUGCAUAUAUGGUGCAAAUUGUUAUAGGAGGAAUCCUCAACACAAGGAUCAAUUCAGUCAUCCGAGUGACCCAGAUUGGGGCCCUGGAGUGAGGGGCGUGUGUCCGUAUGGGUUGACCUGCAGCAAGAGGGACCUGAGACACUGGAGGGCCCAUGAUCACCCUCCUGGCGCUUUGCCCCCGCCCGGACCAGGUCGGAAGAUAAAAAAGAACAGAAGAUAUGAUGGGUUGCCAGAUCAAAAUAUUGUAACCGGGAAGAGAGUCCGUAGAGCGGUUCAGAAUCAAAAUUGGAAUGAUUCCGGUUCAGAUCAGGAAUCUGAUCCGUAUGGAACUGAUGAGUCUGAUGAAUGGAAACCUGAUAGAAAUGAUUAUUCAGAAGAUUAUGUUUAAAAAUGAAGUUGUAUAAAUAAAAUUGUUUUUCGUA